AUGUCAAUCAUGUUGGCUCCUCCUCCUCUGAUCUUUCUCCUCAUGAUUCACGGAGUUUAUAGUGCUGAUGAUGAGUGGAGUGUGAAUUACAGCUCUUCAUUCAUCUGUGCACUAAAGGGUUCAACAGUGAUAAUAAACUGCACUUAUAAAUACCCUACUGGACAUCAGAUCAUGAAGAUGUUCUGGACUAAGAUUAACAGUCAAAAUCCUCCAGAUCUGUCUGAGGACUCUGAAUACAGUCAGAGGAUUCAGUAUCUGGGAGAAAAACAUCACAACUGCACCAUGAGCCUGACUGAUGUGAGACAGACAGAUUCACACAAAUACUACUUUAGAUUCAUCACGGAUAAACCAGAUGGGAAAUGGCUUGGAAAACCUGCAGUGAAUCUUGAUAUCACAGAUCUUCAGUUGGAGUCUUCAGGUGAGAGAGUGAUAGAGGGACAUUCAGUGACUCUUACAUGUAAAAGCAGAUGCAGUCUGACUGACAGAUCAACAUUCAUCUGGUUUAAAAACACACAGUCAUUAAGUGAAAGAACAGACAGAAACAAUCAACUCAUCCUGCAGUCAGUAAGAAGAGAGUAUACAGGCAACUAUAGCUGUGCUGUACAGGGACACAAUCUCACAUCAACUCAUCAAUAUCUAAAUGUCAUCUAUGCUCCAGAUAAACCUGCAAUCUCUAUCAAUCCAUCUGGUGAAAUAAUGGAGGGAGAUUCAGUGAAUCUGACCUGCAGCAGUGACGCCAAUCCACCUGUUCACAACUACACCUGGUUCAAGAAGAAUAAAACUGUUGCAUCUGGCCAAACCUACAUCAUCUCAAAGAUCAGAUCAGAUCAGAGUGGAGAAUACAAGUGCAAGUCAAUUAAUGAACUUGGACAAAGAUAUUCAGCAGUGACAUUAAAUGUUUUAUAUCCUCCAAAGAAGGUGACAGCAUCCAUCAGUGGAUCUGGUGAAAUAAUGGAGGGUGAUUCAGUGACUCUGACCUGCAGCAGUGAAUCAAAUCCACCUGUUCAGAACUACAGCUGGUUUAAGAAGAAUGAAACAUCAUCUGUUGGAUCUGGACAGACGUACAGCAUCACUAACAUUAACUCCAGACACAGUGGAUGGUUUUACUGUGAGGCUCAGAAUAAAGUGGGAUCUCAGAGAUCUGCUGCUGUAUCACUCAAUGUUAAAGGUAUGAAACUGUGA
This is a messenger RNA of Misgurnus anguillicaudatus (oriental weatherfish), 1182 nucleotides long. The record is from RefSeq and is a predicted model, not a curated record. NCBI's taxonomy places the organism in Eukaryota, Metazoa, Chordata, Actinopteri, Cypriniformes, Cobitidae.